Biomphalaria glabrata is the source of this 2056-nucleotide messenger RNA. RefSeq lists its product as uncharacterized. The record is from RefSeq and is a predicted model, not a curated record. NCBI's taxonomy places the organism in Eukaryota, Metazoa, Mollusca, Gastropoda, Planorbidae. The coding region runs from base 371 to 1165 and encodes 264 amino acids. The transcript has 6 exons.
CAUUGUAGUUGUGAUAUUGUCUACAUAAAGUAUUCCUUUCUUCCGUGUUGAUAUUGCUGGCUGUUGUUAGCGCGAUGUGUGCACUUUGGGACAGCAAUCAUUGGUUCUCUGUUCUCGGGUUCAAGAACGGAAGGUUUGAUGGCUAGGAAACUGGUCCAUCUUUAAAGUGGUAUGGGUCUACAUGGAACACUCCUGCUCAACAUAGCGACCUCUAUUGUUGCAGCGCAGCAGGGCGACUUAAUAGUUACAAGUCAAGUACGCCUGUUUCAAUUUUCAUACACCGGAAAUUACGACAUCAGCAGAGUUUAUUUGCGGUGUGAGAAGCAAAGCCCGUAGGAACCUAUCAUCAAUAGUUUUCACGUCUUUAAUCAUGAAAAGGACAGCGAACGUGGCCGUGUCGUUAUCUGGAGAUGAUGUGGUCUCAAAAAAAGAGUCAUCAACACUUGUAGUGUUGGAAAGAUCAAAGUCUAAUGGUAAACUCAAGCUGCUCAAAUUUUUUCCACCUGCAAAGCGAUGGACAGCUGAAUAUGAGACUAUAACUUUGCGUACGCCUAAAAUAAAUCUUAUUCUGACAGUCAAUGAUUUUGAAUGUAACGACGCUGGAAGAUAUGACUGCGUAACGGCCAAUGUGAACGAGACAGACUUGCGUGUAUGGGCUAGCGAAGAGUUGACUUCUGAAGCUGAAACAUUUAUGAGCCUGAGUUUAGCACCGUACAAUAAAAGUGACAAUAAUACUGACCAGUUGUCAUCAACAGUUGAAGUUGGUAUAAAUAUUACAUUGACCUGUGAUGUUACAGCAGCCCCAAAUCGAAAAAUUGCUUGGACAUUAAAAAAAUUUGAAGAGGAUGACGAUGAUGAAGUCGAUGUCGAGGAUGGUGUUACAUUUUACCCAGGAAAUAAAUGGCUUAGUGUUACUGGCUGCAUCACCGUGUCUUACACCUCUGAGCUCCACCAAAAAGUGCAGGCAGACGACAAUGGAACCACCUAUUACUGUAACGUAAUGAACGCCGAUGGCGAGAUAGGAUCUCAAAAAGAAGUCACUAUUUGGCUUAAAGAUCUGCCGAGCCACAACAAUGGAAAGGUCUCAAGGACUGACCUAUAUGUCCAGUUAAAUGUAGCCAUGCUUCUCCCAAUUUACAUCUUUAAAACAUUUGUCAUUCACUAAGUAUGUAAGUAAAAGUAAAGUUCCACAUUCAGACCUUGUGAAGUAUAAGGGCGAUGAUGUAAAGGUCAUCUGUUUCUGUGGCCUACGGGGGGUGUCAUGUGGCCAGCACAACGACCAACCGCCUCUACUUUUCCCCAACUAAUGUCAGUUAGUCAUUUGAAACACUAAAAGAAGACAUGUCUUGAUCCUAAUUGAACAAGAAUGACAAAACAUUUCACAGUACACACACACACAAGCUGACCUGGACACCAAGACAUUUUGACACACUAUAACGGAUCAGUUCACAACACACAACAAGAAACAUAAAAUACAUAACAUCAUUAGAGUUGGGUCUUCACCAGGAUACGAACCCGGGACCCUGGUUCAGAAGCCAAGCGCUUUACCGCUCAGCCAUCGCGUCCCAAGUAUGUAAAAAUGUUAUAAAAAUAGUUGUUAGUGAGGGUUAGACAUUCUGGGCAGCCCUGGUCACUUCACCUUUGACCCAAAAUGAUUUCAGAGAGUCCGUGAAUAAAAAAGCUAAAAAUUAAAAAAUGGAAAUUUCCCAUUUUUCGGGGAUCCUUCAAUGAGAAGUACUUUUAUUUCAUUAUUUCAACAGAUGACUUAAGACAUCAUCUGCCUUAUAAACCAAAAGAUCUGAAAGGAGAACUUUACUUUUUUUUUUCUCCCCACUUCAGCAGUAUGUUCUUAUUCAUGUUUUGCAUUCAUAAAAUUCAAUCAGUAUCUUCGCAUAGAGUUUCAUGUCAAACAUUUAUAUUUAGAUACACCCUUUUCUCCAAAGUGCAAUUUUUGUUUCCGGAUAUGAUAAAUUGUAUAAACAAUAAAUGUUGCAAUUGAUAACAACAUAGUGUCAAAUAUUUUAAUAAAGUUGCCAGUUGAGACUGGUGUGGUGUC